AUGAGCACGCAUUUAGACAGCGAAGGGGAGGCCGGGAAGCAGGCAGAUUUAGAUGUCACUGAAGAGUUGCAAAGCCGACGAGAUGUUUCUGGCGGGGAGCUCUUUGACCGGAUCCUGGAGCGGGGUGUCUACACAGAGAAGGAUGCCAGCCUGGUGAUCCAGCAGGUCUUGUCAGCAGUGAAAUACCUCCAUGAGAAUGGCAUCGUCCACAGAGACUUAAAGCCUGAAAACCUGCUGUACCUAACCCCUGAAGAGAAUUCUAAGAUCAUGAUCACAGACUUUGGUCUGUCCAAGAUGGAACAAAGUGGAGUCAUGUCCACUGCCUGUGGGACCCCAGGCUACGUGGCUCCGGAAGUAUUGGCCCAGAAACCCUACAGCAAGGCUGUGGAUUGCUGGUCCAUUGGCGUCAUCACUUACAUAUUGUUGUGUGGGUAUCCCCCUUUCUACGAAGAAACAGAGUCUAAACUUUUCGAGAAGAUCAAGGAGGGCUACUAUGAAUUUGAGUCUCCAUUCUGGGAUGACAUUUCUGAGUCAGGUAAGGCUAGCAGGUGCGAAGGACAAGAUAACAGGCUCAAGGCUGCCAAGAGAAAAGAGCUUAACAACUGUCAUAGUCCUGGCUCUUGAAAGUCCCCGGGGAAUCUUACAGAACAGGC
Messenger RNA from Leptonychotes weddellii (Weddell seal), 653 nucleotides. Lineage: Eukaryota; Metazoa; Chordata; Mammalia; Carnivora; Phocidae. The record is from RefSeq and is a predicted model, not a curated record.